Aspergillus calidoustus is the source of this 369-nucleotide messenger RNA. Lineage: Eukaryota; Fungi; Ascomycota; Eurotiomycetes; Eurotiales; Aspergillaceae. The record is from the annotation of a GenBank genome assembly.
AUGCUACAGUACCUCCUUCGCCAGACAGGGUACCCAUGGGACGCAGAUGUAAUCAACUUACGUGCUGCAUUAGUAGGCAUCACGACUCCGUCAGUUUGGAGCAAAAUAUCCUUGGCAGCUUGUCCAGUCGUGUUCAGCGAUGAAGAGCGAGAGGCUGCAAUCGCGGAAUCGCAGGAGUGGAACGAGUCUGAACAGCUAUUAUCCCGUGUUAGAGAGCACCUCAACAUCGACCUGGAAGGCGGGACCGACCCGGACAACUUUGAGAGGGCAGUGGAGGGCAAUCACCAGUUUCGAAUGGAAAUGGUCAGGCAAGCAGAGGCGGACCAACAGGAGAUCUGUUGGCGUAAUUGGCCGUAUAAGGAUAAAUAG